Messenger RNA from Linum tenue, 285 nucleotides. Lineage: Eukaryota; Viridiplantae; Streptophyta; Magnoliopsida; Malpighiales; Linaceae. The record is from the annotation of a GenBank genome assembly.
AUGAAGAGCAACAGUUCAGUCUCUCCAUCUUCCUCACCACCAACACCUCCAUCACCUCUUCCUAUUAGCACUGGACCUGGCAAUCAAAGGUACACCUUUACCCCAUCUCCUUCCAUAUCCCCACCAUUUUCAGUGUCCCCUUCCAGCCACACUUCCGCCGAUGACCUUCCUUUCAUGCCGUGGGGAAAGUCUGCACAACGAACUCCAUCAGCAUUCUCGUUGGAUCGGCCGGAGAGAGACCAUCUGGAGCCAGAAUCCAGCAGUUCAUGCCUCAAGGAAUUGUGA